AACGCAACCGAGAAACGAACCGUCUGGUUAUAAUUCACAAGAACUCGGUUCAGAGAGAAUUUGUGGGCGAUGAUCUCCGGAAAUGCAUCGAAAAGCUACAUUCUUCCUCGUAUUUUCAGUCAUCUUCUUCAUUUCUUGUUUAGUUCUUGUCGGAACCGUCGACAUCAGAUCGCACUUCUUCACUCUGCUUCAGUCUCAGCCAAUUUCCCCUUUCCCAUGUGCCGCCGACUCUCCUCUCCGGGUGUACAUGUACGAUCUUCCCCGUCGUUUUAAUGUCGGGAUUAUGAAUCGCCGAAACUUGGACCAGACUCCAGUCACCGCCUCCACUUGGCCGCCAUGGCCCAAAAACUGGGGGUUGAAGCGGCAGCAUAGUGUGGAGUAUUGGAUGAUGGGUUCGCUUAUACAUGAAGGUGCUGGUGAUGGCAGAGACGUGGUUAGAGUCAUGGAUCCAGAGAAUGCCGAUGCCUUCUUUGUGCCGUUUUUCUCUUCGUUGAGUUUCAAUUCACAUGGACACAACAUGACCGAUCCGGCCACGGAGAUUGAUCACCAAUUGCAGAUCGAACUUAUGAAAUUCUUGAGCGAAUCUAAGUAUUGGCAGAGGUCUAGGGGUAGAGACCAUGUCAUUCCCAUGACACAUCCUAAUGCCUUCAGAUUUCUUCGAGACCAGGUGAAUGCCUCGAUACAAAUUGUAGUGGAUUUCGGCCGCUAUCCAAAAGCCAUGUCGAAUUUGGGAAAAGACGUGGUAGCUCCGUAUGUGCAUGUCGUGAGUUCUUUCAUUGAUGAUGACCCUCAGGAUCCAUUCGAGUCUCGGAAGACAUUACUCUUCUUUCAGGGAAAGACGUUCAGAAAAGAUGAUGGAAUUAUUCGUGUCAAACUGGCUAAGAUAUUAGAUGGUUACGAUGAUGUUCACUAUGAACGUAGCGCUGCAACGGAGAAAAGCAUAGAAACGUCUUCUGAAGGGAUGCGUUCAUCAAAGUUCUGCCUGCAUCCUGCAGGAGACACGCCAUCAUCUUGUCGGCUAUUCGAUGCUAUUGUAAGCCACUGUGUUCCUGUCAUUGUUAGUGAUCAAAUAGAGCUGCCAUUUGAGGAUGAAAUUGACUACACUCGAUUCUCGUUGUUUUUUUCGUUCGAAGAGGCACUGCAACCUGGUUACAUGGUUGAUAAACUCAGGCAAUUUCCUAAAGAGAGAUGGAUUGAAAUGUGGAAGCAACUAAAGAAUAUCUCCCAUCACUAUGAAUUUCAGUACCCUCCUGAAAAGGAAGAUGCCGUCAACAUGUUAUGGAGACAGGUUAAGCACAGGCUUCCCGCUGUCAAACUUGCUGUUCACCGAAGCAGACGGUUGAAAAUCCCGGACUGGUGGCGAAGAAGAUGAACACUGUAGCCCUGUUUUUUCCGGUACAGCAUCUCUAAACUCUCACUUUCCUAACAAUUCAAAGUAAAUCAUCAACUUUCCGCUGCUGAUUUCGAUAAUCUUCCUCGUCUCAAGCUUCGCGGAUUGAUAUUCAGUUGUAGUUUCACGUUCUUUCAAAAAAAAAACGAGACCACCCUUGUAACAUGGCUCAUGAGCUUGACUGGCUUGGGAGUGUUCUAAUUGUGGAGGCAGGCUUGUAUAGAACAUUUUGAGAAUUUUUGGGGAUUUUGUUUUUGAGCUGGCUGUUUGUAAUAGGAAUUCUUUUGUAUUUUCAUGGCUUGGAUCAUGUUAUAGAUAUUGUAUUCUUGCAGUUACACAAAUUGAUUAGGUACAAAAUAUUGGCAUCAUUACGCUGUA
Molecule: messenger RNA, 1768 nt
Organism: Cucurbita pepo subsp. pepo (vegetable marrow)
Lineage: Eukaryota; Viridiplantae; Streptophyta; Magnoliopsida; Cucurbitales; Cucurbitaceae
Product: putative arabinosyltransferase ARAD1
Molecular function (GO): glycosyltransferase activity
Source: RefSeq, a predicted model, not a curated record